AUGACGCUUGAUAAGAGCAGCCACGUUUCUCACCAUACGCAAGCCGUCCACCUACAACCCCUCGAGCGUACGCGCAGCAUUUCACGGCAUUCGACCACGCGCAAUGGCGCUAGCACCGCCUUUGAGUCCGAGAUGGCCGACGAUAAUGAGACUGUCGCCAGAAACGUUUCUCACGUAACAGAUGUAGAGAGUCAGCUCACCGCCACUGGUCGCCGGAGACCCAGCGUUGUUGACAAUGACCCAUAUGGCCUCUCCCGCGCCUACAAGACCGAUUCCGACCUUGAAGCUAUCAAAGCUAACACAUCGCGAAAGCGGGAUAGUCUCCCUGGUCGCAAAUGUGUCCCCGGCAAGGUUGGCUCAAAGAUCAAGGUCCGCAAGCUCCAGGGCUUCUACAAAAAUCAGAAUGCGGCAAUUGAUCGCAUGCUCAAGACAGUCGAGGAGCACCGUGACGAAGCCCGCGACCAGCAUGGCGAGGACCAGCUCAAGUUCCGUAUUGCUGUCUGGGGUUCCCUCGCCGCCAACAUUGCCCUGUCGGCUAUCCAGCUCUUCGCUGCCAUAUCGUCAGGCUCUCUUUCGCUCUUCACCACCAUGGCCGACUCCAUCUUCGACCCUCUUAGUAACCUCACUCUCAUCCUGUCAGCUCGAGCCAUUCGCCGUGUCGAUGCCCGACGAUUUCCUGCUGGAAAGGCCCGCCUUGAGACUGUUGGUAACAUUGUCUUUUGUUUCCUCAUGAUCGCCGUCUCGCUCAUCAUCAUUGCCUUUGCUUGUCAAGAACUGGCCCAGUCCAAAGGGGACAAGGAGUUUCAUCUUCCUGCUGUUAUCUCCGUCUGCUGUGCUUUUGCCACAAAGUUUGGACUCUUCCUGUACUGUUGGGCUCUCAAGGACAAGUACAGCCAAGUCAACAUUCUCUGGCAGGAUCACCGUAACGAUCUUCUCAUCAACGGCUUUGGUAUCCUCACAGCUACCGGCGGUGCAAAGCUGGUUUGGUGGAUUGAUCCCAUGGGCGCCAUCCUCCUCUCUGUUCUGAUCUCAUGCAUUUGGCUACGUACCGCUUUUGGGGAGUUCCUGCUCGUCGUCGGAGUUACUGCUUCUGUCGAGACACAGCAGCUCAUCACGUACGUGUGCGUCACACACGACGAUUCAAUUGUUGGCAUCGACACCGUUCGUGUGUAUCACUCAGGUCCUCGUCUGAUCGCAGAGGUGGACAUUGUUAUGGAUCCAACUCAAACUCUCCAAGAGAGCCAUGACGUUGCAGAAGCGCUACAAAUCAAGCUGGAGGAUCUACCGGACAUUGAGCGGGCAUACGUUCACAUCGAUUACGAGACAACACAUAAACCAGAACACGCAUUUAAGAAGGACAUGUAG
Molecule: messenger RNA, 1365 nt
Organism: Fusarium sp. VM40
Lineage: Eukaryota; Fungi; Ascomycota; Sordariomycetes; Hypocreales; Nectriaceae
Source: the annotation of a GenBank genome assembly